Messenger RNA from Cephus cinctus (wheat stem sawfly), 1635 nucleotides. Its product is annotated as ras-related protein Rab-18-B. The record is from RefSeq and is a predicted model, not a curated record. Gene Ontology annotation, molecular function: GTPase activity; GTP binding. NCBI's taxonomy places the organism in Eukaryota, Metazoa, Arthropoda, Insecta, Hymenoptera, Cephidae. The transcript has 4 exons. Bases 253 to 918 code for a protein of 221 amino acids.
GUUAUAGCGACACUUAUGGGGAUGUAAUGAAUGUGUCAUAUGCAGAAUUACAUGACGCAGUUACUUCUGAUUUUCUUGAUUAUUUGUGUCUAAUUCGUCGUCGAAAUUACGUUGGACUACGAGGAUUUUUCUGAUAUUUUCUACGCUCGUGGACUGUGAACGCCAGCUUUUGAAAAUCCUUUUGAGAAUUAAGGCUAAGUUUACAGUGUUACUCGAGAAAGACAAAAAUAAUUUGACGGUGGCAAAUCAGUCAUGGAUCAGGAUAUUUUAACGACACUUAAACUCCUUAUGAUAGGAGAAUCAAAUGUUGGAAAAUCCAGUAUCCUAUUGAGAUUCACCGAGGAUGAGUUUUAUGAAAAUAUGCAAAGUACCGUAGGCAUGGACUACAAAACAAAACAAGUCACAAUCGAUGGAAAUACCGUUAAACUGGCUAUUUGGGACACUGCAGGACAGGAACGGUUCCGGACCUUAACUCCUAGUUAUUACAGAGAUGGACAGGGUGCCAUCCUAAUGUAUGAUGUUACAGACAGAAAUACUUUUAUUAAACUCGAAACAUGGCUUAAUGAACUAAACACCUAUUGUAACAAAACUGACAUAGUAAAAAUGGUUGUUGGGAACAAAAUUGACUUACCAAAUAGAGAGGUGAGCACGGAGGAAGGAUUACAGUUUGCAAGAAGGCAUCAGACUUUAUACAUAGAGAGCAGUGCAAAAACCGCAGAUGGUGUCAAAUGUUGUUUCGAAGAGCUUGUACAGAAGAUUAUACAGACACCUGGACUUUGGGAUACACAUUCAUUAAGACUGCCUGGUAAUGGAAACACAGGUGGUGCAAGACAGCGUAUAGGUAAGAGAGGACUGCAACUAACAGAUGAUUAUCAACCUCAAGAAGCUUACUCAAGUUGUUACUGCAGUUUAGUUUAACGUUCUGUAUAUCUAAGAACGCUAUUAUCGUGACGAUAACAGUAACCCAAUAUUGUCCUAUGCCAAUCUGAAAAUUAGAAGAGAUACCUGAAAGUAAUCAGCUGCUACAUAUUCUGCUUCGGAGCACAGUUAUAGUUGAAGCAAGAAUAGUAUAAUUUUUUGUAUCCAUCACGGUACUAAUUUAAUAAUACGCAAUAGUUUGCUUCUAAUUCUCGGACUAUAAUUAUUUAUGAGGCACUAUAUUUGUUAUAGGGAAUGUCUUAAAAUAAAGGUGAGAUUUCGUGUAAAUACGUCGUACAUACAGCCGUCAAGAAUAAUAUAUUAAUAAUUGAUAGUGUAGCCAAUAGUUCAUGGUGCAGUUGUAACUUUAUAUCCACAUAUUGUAUGUGUUGACUAUAUCAAGUUAUCAAAUGAAUCUUUUUUUAAUUCAAUCUUUAUUUUACUCUGUCGCACAGCCCAAUCAGACAAUGUAUAUUCUUGUACAUACAAGAAAUUUUCUGUAUCACCAAUAAUACCCAUAUGCUAUGAAAGUUUGUCGUAAAUUCUUUCAAGCGAAGGACUUUCGAAUGAUUUUUGGUAAUAAAUCACCCCGUUACUAUUACAUUCUGCAAACUGUGGAUGCAAAAGUGGUAAUGAUUUGCUAUAUAUAAAUUUAAGUAAUAUAUACUGCAUUCUUGUAAACGUGACUCUUUGUAAAUAAAAUAUUCUUUGCAUAAA